AUGACCACCGUCGACUAUUCAAUCCUGGACAACCUCCAAGGCUCGGCACGCUCGUUCUACCCUCAGCGCCAUUGGACGGAAACCCCGGAAGCCGCCGUCGACUACGUGAUAACGGUCGAGGACGGAGUGGAGUUGUCCAGCCGGUUUUAUGCAGUGGGAAAGGAAAACCCCACCGUGCUGUUUUUCUACGGCAACGGCGAGACCGCGGCCGGUUACGACGUGAUAGCCCCCCUCUACAACCAGAUCGGAGCCAACUUCUUCGUCGCCGAUUAUCGCGGCUACGGGGCCUCCGGAGGGUCGCCCGCCUUCAGCACCAUGCUUUCCGACGCCCGUCAGGUGUGGACUGGCUGCGCGGGACCAUGA
Geodia barretti is the source of this 363-nucleotide messenger RNA. The record is from the annotation of a GenBank genome assembly. NCBI's taxonomy places the organism in Eukaryota, Metazoa, Porifera, Demospongiae, Tetractinellida, Geodiidae.